UUAGAAGGUCUACCUCAUCAUUCCAUUGUCAGCAACAUUCUCCUUUCAUAAAAAAAAGCGCAGCGUCCAAUUAUGCACAGAAUCACCCUUCCCUGUCUGCGGUUUGUAUAAGGAUGAGAGGUAUACAGCAGAAACAGCAAUGCGAAGCACGCGUCCCAUUGGUGAUAGUGCGCAGGCGUCAAGGGCGGAACACGGGCGCGCGGCCACGCCACGCACGCGCCGCAGAAGGAUCAACGGCAACAGAAGCUGCAGAAGUCCCUCAUUCCCCUACCGCGAGUCCGCCGUGCUCUUUGACGUCAUGUGCUCCUUUCAGUUUCCAUAGCGACCAAUUUCCCUAACCCCUCAGUCUAUCUCAUCUUGUAGGCUCCACAAUGGUACAGCCAGCAUCUUGCAGCACCAUGGUUGCAAGACGGUAAAGUGGAGUGAUUCAGCAAGCCGACUUCCCCGUUUUCUUUUUUUUUCAUUGUCCCAAGCUGCGCCCUUGUGGUUUCGUUUACAUUGCCUUUUCACCUUGAAUUUAUUGCGCUAUUUUCUUUUGUUUUUUGCCCGUUUUCUCUCACAUCUCGGAAUGUUUUGAAAAGGACUGUCGCCAGUCCAGGAUUGUCGUCAGCUGGCACGGAAUGAUUGCUUCCAGCUGUGGGACAUUCUUUGGCCAUCUUGCAUGCACAGCACGUUUAGGAUCUACCCACAGAUUUUCACUGAUGUUCAAGUAUGGGGACUGAGAUGUCCAUUCCAAAAUCUUCAUCUUGUAUUUCUUGAGGUAUUUCUGAGCCGCCAUUUCUUGUAUUACUGCAGCGAACCUAUCCUGGAUGUGAAGAUUGCCUUUUGUCAGGGAUUUGGUAAACAAGUGGAUGUUUCAUACAUUGGUAAACAUUACAACAUGAGCAAAAGCAAAGUGGACAACCAGUUCUACAGUGUGGAAGUAGGAGACUCCACCUUCACUGUUCUAAAACGAUACCAGAACCUCAAGCCUAUUGGCUCUGGAGCUCAGGGAAUAGUUUGUGCCGGAUAUGAUGCUGUUCUUGAUAGAAAUGUGGCCAUUAAAAAACUCAGCAGGCCAUUUCAGAACCAAACCCAUGCCAAAAGGGCUUAUAGAGAGCUAGUACUCAUGAAGUGUGUAAAUCACAAAAAUAUUAUCAGCCUAUUAAAUGUAUUUACGCCACAGAAAUCUUUAGAAGAAUUUCAAGAUGUAUAUCUUGUAAUGGAAUUGAUGGAUGCCAAUCUUUGUCAAGUGAUCCAGAUGGAACUAGACCAUGAGCGAAUGUCUUACCUACUCUAUCAGAUGUUAUGUGGCAUCAAGCACCUGCACUCAGCUGGCAUCAUUCACAGGGACCUGAAACCUAGCAAUAUUGUGGUGAAGUCAGAUUGUACUCUUAAAAUCCUUGACUUUGGACUGGCGAGGACUGCAGGAACAAGCUUCAUGAUGACGCCAUAUGUGGUGACGCGCUAUUACAGGGCGCCUGAAGUCAUCCUGGGGAUGGGAUACAAGGAAAAUGUUGAUAUAUGGUCCGUUGGGUGCAUUAUGGGAGAAAUGGUUCGUCACAAAAUCCUCUUUCCGGGAAGGGACUAUAUUGAUCAGUGGAAUAAAGUGAUUGAACAGCUGGGAACACCUUCUCCAGAAUUCAUGAAGAAGCUCCAACCAACAGUGCGCAAUUAUGUGGAGAACCGACCCAAGUAUGCAGGACUUACAUUCCCAAAGCUAUUUCCUGAUUGUCUCUUCCCAGCAGACUCUGAACAUAACAAACUGAAAGCCAGUCAGGCCAGAGACCUUUUAUCAAAGAUGCUUAUUAUUGAUCCUGCAAAACGAAUAUCAGUGGAUGAAGCUUUGCAGCAUCCCUACAUUAAUGUCUGGUAUGAUCCUUCUGAGGUUGAGGCGUUGAAGGACUCAGAUCACAUCCAAACUUCCAUGCCUCCUCCACAGAUUUAUGAUAAGCAACUUGAUGAAAGAGAACAUACAAUUGAUGAAUGGAAAGAGCUCAUCUAUAAAGAAGUUAUGAACUUCGAGGAGAAAACUAAAAAUGGUGUUGUGAAGGGACAACCCUCUCCUUCAGGUGCAGCCGUAAACAGCAGUGAAAGCCUCCCUCCGUCUUCUUCUGUCAACGAUAUCUCCUCCAUGUCAACUGACCAGACUCUGGCAUCGGAUACUGACAGCAGCCUGGAAACUUCUGCAGGACCCCUCGGUUGUUGCAGGUGACUAGCCGCCUGCUUGCGUAACCCAGUAUUCUUCAGAAGGUGAAAAUAAUACCAUUAGAGAGAAAAACAAAAAUGAAAUUCAGCCUGUAUUUUCAUGAUGAAAUUAUGUGGAAUAAAUAUUUCAAGCUAAAAUGUAUAUUUAUUCAAAUCUAGUUGCUUUGCUGGUAUUUUCCUUCAUAUGGCAUUAAAGAAAGCUUAGGUGGGCAUUUUUCUGUAAAGUUUAAAUUAAUGGCUGAUUUAAAAACAACCUGUAAGCUACCGUACUACCAUGCUGAUUUGGUAAGAUGAGCAUUUUCUUUGUGAUUCUGGCAAUAUUUUCCACAGGUAUUUCCUUCUAACAUGCAAGAGAGAUCAUUCUUGUCGAACAAGGCUUAUGUGAUUAUGUAUACAAUGAAGAAACAGAAUGGUUUCAGGACCUUUGGCCGCUCCAAUGAAUAAUGCAUACCUUGCCGUAUCUUUGCUUAAACCUUAGUUGCCCUUGCCUGUAGUACUGCAUGAUCAAAAUGCUAACUAUAAGAUUAUUAAGAAAACACUUAUCCUGUUAAUAACCCUUGCAAGUAAUACUGAUUUGGUCCAGUUGCAAAUGUACAGUAAGUGUUUUGACUAAGGAAAUCCAGUACUUGAGCUGCAGGGGCACAGGUGAACUACUGUCAUAUAUAGAGCCCCAACUUAGUUUCCUUUCAGAUUGUCUAAAUAUGUCUCUCACUCAUUUAUGCAUGUCAUAAUAAAGAACAUGGUUUUCUUGAAGAAGUAACUUGCAGGCAGCAUUACUGUAGCUGUGUAUAACAAGUGAUGAAAACAGAAAAAGCCUUGAAAUGAAAGUGGAGUUGCUAUACUUAACAAUCAUACAGCCUGCAUCUCCCGUAGCAGUGCCAUGCUUUUGAUGAUGGAUGACGCACUCAACAAACAUUUUCAGGAGAGAAUCAUUUUUCCACAUAAAUGCAAACUGCCGUGGAGUAGGGAACACAUUUCCAGUCAGUUACUUUAAAACUAUGCUAUGUUCAUUUAAAAUUGAAUUUGGCAAGUGCCUUUUUAUAAGCUUUUCUAUUUUUAGUUCACAAUUAAAGAAAAGAUUUGGUGUGCCGUCAUGCCCCUAAAAUCCUGGGGAGUCCCUCAUAACAAUUUUAGGGUUUUUUUUUUCCAAGAAAUUUGAGCUCGGAAUAUUGUAGAUGAACUUCCAUAUAUUGCCACAUGGUUCAUGAUCUAAGGUUUAUGUUAAACAAUUUUCAGUUUUCUUGCUAACCACCUGUCCAACAUGAUACGUACACACUUGCCCCUCUCCUGCGGUCACUCAGUGGUAUCAGUUGACUCAAAUUUUUUUUUUUGUGAAUGUCUUCACUCUUUCAGCUCUAAGAAUCAACUGAUCUUUGUGCUCUGUAUCUGCUCUCAUAUUCAUUCAUUUAUACCUGCAUAGAUUGACAUUUGCACAAUCUGAGAUCAGGCAACUGCAGUGGCUCAGACAGUCACAGUCGGCUAAAAUGAGCCGUGUAGCCUAGUUUGUUAGCGGUCAGGCCGUGUUACAUGUCAACAUCAGCUAUUAACUGCUGUUUUUAAGCUGUGAGCUGACUGUUAACUAUUAAACAUUACUUUUUAAUUACACAUUUUAACCAGUACUUUAUGUUUCAUGAUAAUUUUUAGUAUUCUUCUCACCCUGAAUCUGCGUAAUGAAGUCCAUUUUGCCAAGACAAUUUUACUGACCUUUUUUUGCAGGCCUGUGAGUAAGACUACUUUGGUGUACUUUUUCAAGAAAAUGGCAUCAUACACUUUACAAUAGUUACUUUGCCUGUUUCUUAUAAAGACAUGUAUCAAUGAGCGAUUUUAUUUUUGUGUAUAAUGAAAUCCUGAAACAUGACAAAAUAUGCUACAGUAUAUACUGGGCUGAAAAGAGAAAUGUAUAUAAAACUGAACAUUCAAUGCACAAUUACUACUGUUUAAGUGGACCUGCCAAAAGUUCUUUGUUUUCUGUAUUUGUUUUUUUUUGGGGGGGGUCUCAUGUUGAUUUGUGUUUCUUCACUGACUGUAGCUUCAGUACUAUAGCAUCCACUACUAGAAAUAUUUAAUAUGAUAAAUUUGAGCCUUCAUGUUACAUGCUUAUCUGGGAAAGCUUCAUGAAACCAAAAGUGAGACUCAGCAAUGUGGCAUUGAUUUGGGGAUAUCGACAUUUCUUACUGUUCUUACCUUCAUACAUCGUCGUAUAGUAUCCAUCACCAUUGCCUGUACUUAAUUAUUCUAAAGACUUCGCAGGCUUUUUUUGUGUUUUUUUCAAGCUAAAUAUGACAAUAAAGUCAUUUGUCUUGAAAAUGUAUAAAGCAUGGUAGGGGAUAUCCAUUAAAAGCUGUUUUAACUGAAUUAUUAUUUUGAAACAGUUUGUGUCACUUAAUACAAACUGUCUUUAGAAAAAAUAUAAUCAUGGUAGCUCUUUAAACAGUCUUUUUUAGGCAAAGUAACACACUCAUGUGUAGCCUAACCUUCUAAAACAAUAAUGUAAUUAUUCCAGUGUUUCAACUGAUGACACCACUUUGGCACCCCAAGUUGGAUUGGUUAGCCAAAGAAAGAACUCGUUUUAGAUUUUUAAUGAAAAAGAAUUACAGUUAGAAUUAAAAUCAAAAAAUCCUAUACCAUACCAAUUUCUAAGCCCACUUAAUCCAAGGCAGGGUCAUGCUGGGCUGCAGCCUAGCAAAUAUAGAGAGAGCAAAGCAGGAACAGUCUCGUGGCAGGGCGCCAGUCCAUCUCUGAGCCAACAUGCACACACCACACAUACACACACACACUAGUGCUAAUCUAGAGACACCAAUCCAUGUGGUGAAAAGAAGCAAAAAUCAGAAUGAAACAAAAUUAAAAAUGAGAGUGAUUCUAAUUUUGGCAUUAUCUAAAGAUAAUGUGUUUUACAAGAGCGAUUCUUGACAGUUUCAGGUGAUAUGCAAUUUGGCUUUAAAACCAAGUGAGAGACCAGAAUGAAAAUGAUAACUCAUAAUGGUAUAUGUAAAAAAAAUGGAUUGCUGCUACUAAUUCACUAUUUGUUCAACUCAAAUUACAUGGAUGGAACUGUCCACUUGGGCAAAUAACAUGUCUGUUAGAAGAACGCAGCAGAGAUCACAAUAUCCUAAAGGAUCUGGCAAAGAAAUGGUCAAGAUAAGAAGUUGGAGUCUGUUACACGUCGGGUCCACACAAACCUACAAAUACCAUCAGAAAGUAACAAAAGAUUCAAAGCCUGGAAUUCCCCAAACAAGUUCUGGCAAACAAACAGCAGUUCAAUCGUAAUGUUUGACUUCUUCCCUGAGCGCACCACCUUCAUUUAAACUGCCCUCAUGUGGAUGUCACAGGCAGUGCAAGUCAGGGCCAUUUUGUAUGGUGAUGAACUGCGCCCACUGCUGCAAAAUGGCAGGGUAGAUUGAAAAACAAGUAGAAUUAUCAAAUAUUUUUAUAAAAAAAAAAGUAAAAAUGUAUAUUAUUUAAAGCCCAACAAAACAGACUACACAGAUGUAUUCCUAAUAUCAUCACACUAAUGCUAAGUCACUGCAAUAAUGCACCAGACUUUUUUCUUGACUUGUUUGCUUCUUCGUAUUUUGUUAACUCCCUGAUGCACUAAUCAUCUCAAUUCACCAUUUACCUAUCCAAAUUGGGCAAUUAAUGAUGAGUUCAUCAAUAAGCUGCUUAAGCUAAUUUUUGCUGUUGCUGCAUCUGACUUGAUGACACAUUGGGGGAAAAAAAAAUACUGAGCAGCACAGUAGUCUUGCUGUGCUUUGUGUUGAGUGAGGCAUCUUUCUUCAGAUCAUUUACAUUUAGUAUGAUCAGCUAGUGCAGUGCAGCGGUGUAAUAACACCCUGACUGUAAGCCCUAAAGAAGAUCAAAUUCCAGCCCAAUGCAAAGUCAUCUUUCACAUGCUCCAUUUUCUUUUCUGCAGGUUCAAACUUUAGAAACAGUUCACCCUGUAUACUCUUUCAUUUGAUCUUGAAUUUCCUACUAGAGUCAAUAAGUAAGCAUUGAAAGUUAAAUGGAAACAGGACUAAGAUAACUGAAAUUUUAUUAUUGCACUUCUGGGUCACUUGGGUCCAGAGUCCAUUUCAUUGAAUUUUGUCUAAUUUUGGUCCAAUACAAUUGCACACGACAAAUUCAAUAACAUUUUAAUAAUAUACUGCAGAUUAAUUUAAACAUCCCCCAAAAAUGUAUUCUUUGGGAGUUGGCACAGUACAUAAAUAACUUGGCCAUAACUGAUAACAACAAUCUUUCCAAAGAAAUAAAAUCUUUUUGUUGUGACCAAAACUGGGUGAUAUUUUGGAUUCAUCAGUUCUUUAGCUAAGUCAUAAAUGUAUCUGUCUUGCCCUAUCCACUUUCUUUCCACUAACAAUCAGUAAGAGAAUUCCUUCUGGCUCUGUCCAUCUGACCUGAUUGCUCUUUGGGAUUUGAAUGUUAGUAUAUUGUGCACUUUUCUAAUCAACAUUUGGUUUAAAAAUAAAUAAUAUUAUUAUUUGUAUGGAGUGCAAUGAAAUACUUAGUUGGAUGUCCAACCAUGCAGCAUGUCGCCACUCUUCCACACCAUAAUAAAUAAGAAAUUAUUAUUUUAUAAGUUAAUUUUAUCAAACAGAAAACACAAAUCAGCUUAACUUACCCCAGUUUCAAUUCCAUGUGUUCAGAUAAGAUACCAGAUCCUGAAACCUUGUGAAUAAAACCCUUGUUAUGUAUAUUUUCAAAAUAAUUCCAUCAGCAUUCAGUAGAAUGGGCACAACUACUCCCAAACAUUAACUACAUAUCAUCAUAAGAGUUUUAAUAUUUAAAAUAUAUUUCUCUUAUUUAACUAUUAAAUGAGUACUGAGUACCAUUGGUCCGGAGGAAAACUGCUGAAAUACAAGUAGAUUACUCUGUCUGAACAGCACCAGACUCUAAACUGAUUAUUGUUUCUUUGCAUUGUAUAAUGUCAUUUAUACAGAACUCUACUUUUUGAAAAUAUCAUUUUUCCUUUCAUACUAGUGGUGUACAGAAUUUUAAGAUUUUAAUAUUUAUCUGAAUUAUGGUCUAGUUCUGAGUCUAGUCCUGAAUCCCUAUUAUUAAUACUCACAUCUAAGUAAAUUAAUUUGUUUAAAAUUAAACGUUAUCAUAUAGUUACAUUUUCCACUAAAUACUGCUUUAACAAGGUGUGAGGUCCAUGAUGGAUUCAUUUAGCUUCUGUUCAGCUACUGAUUAUUCAUGUAGGCCUCAAGACGUGCACAGCGAAACAGCAUCAAUAUUUUGAUUGGCGUUCUUUGUGAAUAUUUUAACACUUUCCUCAGGAGUUUUCUGGCACUUCUUGGUGGCUUUUCUGCGGUUUCUGUGGUCGAAGAAUUUGAUUAGGACAUUUAUUUUGUCCUAUCUUGGUUCCUGACUAAGUUGUAAUUUUUUUGCCCCGUAUCAUGGCACCAUUUUGAAUAUUAGCCAGCAGCUACAUUUAGUGAUUUUUUACGUCGUCCAUUACCGAGACAACCUCCCAGAAGCUCCUGGGAACCUGCUCAUGUUUGUCAUCGGUGAGACCCUUUAAAAAGAUCAUUUAUGCACCGUUCAGGUAUCUGUGUUUUCGAUAAAACUGAAAGACUUAAUGUGCACCUCUCAGUAUUUCCAUUUUUGGUUUUCUGAUUUCCUGUCCAGUUUUUGGUUCUGAUUCUUGUCUCACAUUUCUGGCUUAGUGAAUAAUCAGUUUUGUCUCUUUGGUUUUAACCCCAGCGCAUAUCCCAUUCUGUUCUUGUUUCAUCUUCUGGUCCCGAAAUAAAAAUCAUUCUGCUUUGACAGAACAAUAAAGAGUAUUAACUUCACAAACUUUGUAAAAAUAUGAAUUCAAAUAUUGCACAGUACAUGUAAAGCACCUUUCAGAAGAUGUAAAUGCUUGUAGUAUCCAAUGGGGGGUCACCAUACUGUGUCCCACCUAUCUUAUGGAUUAUUUUUAUGCUGGAGGUGCUAGUGAUGUGCCCAAAAAAAUUUGUUAGAGUGCAAUGCUGUGGAGCACCACUUGAGGGAGUUGUCAGAUAUCACAUAAAGUAGUUCAGAUUACAGUAAUUAAAAUGCAUUAAUCAAUAAACUGAAGAUUUCAGUUUAAAGAAUGAAUUGAAAUCCUACUGUUUAGAAUAGAAACCAGUCACGCUUCUAAAAACAAUCAGCAUCACUCAUUUAAUUAGCUAAUUUAUGUAUUUUAUUACGUUCUUGUUUAUUCUGGAGGUGGAGAGUGGCGACAUUGUUAUCGAAUUUCACUGUACUCUGUGCACAUGACAGUAUUACUACUACUAUGGCUACAUUUGAAGUGCCUUGUGUAAUAAUGUGAGUGUGGGGUAGCAGUAUAUUGGAGCAGAGAUGGACUUCCACUCUUUUUAAAAUCCAAUCGAUGAAUAACAGUGUUCAUGUGUUGAAGAUUUUAAAGAAUACUCAUGAAGCUGUCCAUUUCAUGUUUCCCAUUCAUCAAAGUAUCCCCAGUAUAUCUCCUUUUUAUAACAUUGAUCAAUGCCACAAUUUGCUGUAACCAAGAGAAGACUGACGUUUUGUCCCUGUCAUCUCCCACCUCGCUCACAGCUACACCAUGGCACCAUCCUAAUCAUAUCUAACAGGCAGGCCUUUUGCUGCGCCAUAAAAGAGUUGCACAUUGAAAUCUGCUUCAAAAUUAUAUUGUGGCACUGAAGGCUGAAAUUAGUCCAUAGCUAGGAGUCAAAGCAGUGUGGGCUGACACUUAAUGGUAGUGGAACUGAAAACUAGUCAUGCCCAAGUGUGGUCGUAUUAAUGUGAAGAUCACCAUUUCCAUUUCUCAAAUUGUAUAGCCACAAUGGCUGCUAGCUUUGCUGUGUGCAGCAUUUCAUGAUGAAUGCUUUUUCCAAGUACGUCACAGGUACAAUGCAAUUUUUACACUAAAAUAUUAAAAUACUAUAAAUAAAAAGGCUGCUCUUGGCAUGAAGAUUCUGAUCUCACUGGUACUUUUGCUGCCUAGUCAGUGAGGAGGUUUUUCUCUCUUUAAGCAAACUGAUAAAAAUGUGACUGUCCCUUUUCUAUGGGGACAUUUUCAAAGGCACGUCCAUGUACUGUAUUUAUUUGUGCUCUUUUUGUUAAGGAAAUUUUGUUGUCAUGUUUCAUCCAAGUCAAUAUGUCGGCUAUGAAGAAGCUUAAAAACUCAACAAACGCAGUUUUCCUUAGAAUCUCUACCCAUCCUACUUGCAUAAUGCAUUUUAGCUGUGCUUUAAACAUGUAAUACUCGAAGGUUGAGUGCUUUGUUUCAGUCAUCAACAAGGAUCCUUGGUACCAUGCGACUUGCAUGUUUCUUAUCAGCAUUAUUGUUUAGCAAAUAGGACAGCAUGUAUGAUUUUCCCCAGUGUGGAAACGGUACUAUGAGGAGCAACUGCUGUUAAAUAUGAAUAUCAAAUUGUAUCUCAUUCUGCAAUAUGCUGGGUUAUAUGAGAAGGAUCAUUUGAGGGUCCUCGAGGUUUUCUAGCUCUUUAAAUUCAGGCUAUAAUGGAAAAGCAACUGCUGGUUGUCAUUAAGAUCAGCAAAUGCUUCUCCAGGCUCAUGUUUCCCCUCACUGAUACCUGAGGCUGGUCAGUUAUGCAUCUCGGAGGCAAAGAUUCCAAGCAGCUGUUGACUUGAAUACAAACUGUGUGCGCUGCUCAGUUGGAUUGAUCCUUUUUGAUGGCUACUCCCAUUUCCUUUCUAUGAACUCUUCAGCAGAAUGUAUGCCUUCAACCAGUUCUGAAAUAAACACAAGUUUCGUUUCUCUUUUCCUUGUGUUUUCUGCCAGACCUUGAAGAAGACCCAGUCUUCACCUUACAUAAUGUUGGCUCAAACGUUCGAUAACUCGGAUAACUUUGGUGCUUUUCAAACUUUGAAACAGGUAUACUUGAUUGUUAGAACUAUGCGACAUCUUUCCUUUCUUAAAAAUGUCACACUAUAUACAUUUUUAAUGAUUUGUGUUUUAUCUUGGAGUUUCUUGUGACCCUCAGUGUCCCUGUAAUAGAUCACGAGGGUUCGGAAAGUGGAAAGAGCACUGCACACUUUACCUGAGCGUGUCCAUUUGUUACUAUUCCAGCCAAAUGUCACCAAUGUUUAAGUCAUAAUUCUCUUUGGUAAUAAAACCUUACAGAUUCUUGGUGAUCGGAUCAGUAACAUGCUGACUUUAUACAGUACUUAAUCAUUGUAUUAUGCCUCAUUCAUACUGUACAUUAAAAAUAAUAGCUGCCGUAGAUUUUUUGCAUUUUCUGACUGUUUUAUGUAGUAAGCGUUAACGGUUACACUGUCGUGAAAUAGUAGGGUUAAGUAUGUUAUCAUGGGUCACAAUUUCUACAGAAUUUUGCAAAAAACUUGAACAAGCUCCCAAAUGAUCAAUCGAUUUUGUAAUCGAUUUUUGUAAAGCUGUAAUGACUGGGAAAUGGGCUGCACAGUCACAAAAGAAAUUCUACAGGAGUAUGUUUUUCUUUUUUUAGCAACUGUCGCUGAGACAUUAAGAAUUCCAAAACGUCACAUCUGUGCUUCUUUAUGCCUAUGUGUCUUCUUCCGGUCUGGCUGAAAAACGUUUACACAAUCAUGGACAAAAAUGUAAUAAUUUGACAAGAGUCUACCUAACAUGAAAUGGAUGUGCUACUUGUUCACGGGCUGCAGUGUCUGGAAUGAGCAGCCAGUAAUACUGGCAGUACUGUCAGUGGACUUUUUGACUAAAUACAUUUAUUCUCAGAAAUAAAUCCAGUGCAAUAAAUUGUAUUCCACUCUGGUGGGCGUGAGGGUGGCUGCUGUUAGUACAGCUAAAAUUAAACGUUUGGAACCUUGUGUCACGUCUGAUUCAAACGACUACAAUCAGGUGGUGUCAUUUUGAAUUUUUACAAUUUUUAUUUUGUUUUAUUUUUUUGUACUGUUUGUCAACCAUUUUGUUAAAUUGUAUGAUUGAAAUUAUGUAUCGGGUUCCUACAGCAGUGCUUUGUAAGUAUGCCAGUUUUUCAGGCUCCAGCUCCAGGAUAACAUUUGAAUUAAAAAUCAAUUCAAAACUGAUAAGCACUCAACAUUUUAAAAGUACAGUGUAUGUAAAAAUAAAUAUAUGUAUGUGACAAAAAAUAAAAAUUUGAAAUUGA
Erpetoichthys calabaricus (reedfish) is the source of this 11255-nucleotide messenger RNA. RefSeq names its product mitogen-activated protein kinase 10 (gene mapk10). Gene Ontology annotation, molecular function: ATP binding; JUN kinase activity. The transcript is spliced from 15 exons. The record is from RefSeq and is a predicted model, not a curated record. Gene Ontology annotation, cellular component: cytoplasm; nucleus. NCBI's taxonomy places the organism in Eukaryota, Metazoa, Chordata, Cladistia, Polypteriformes, Polypteridae. Gene Ontology annotation, biological process: JNK cascade; protein phosphorylation. The coding region runs from base 662 to 2194 and encodes 510 amino acids.